Molecule: messenger RNA, 1186 nt
Organism: Sclerotinia trifoliorum
Lineage: Eukaryota; Fungi; Ascomycota; Leotiomycetes; Helotiales; Sclerotiniaceae
Source: the annotation of a GenBank genome assembly
AUACAGAACAUUGAAUAAUAUCAGAUAUAUUUUGAGGAAAACAUGUUUCUGGUACCAGUGACGGGAAUUUUUGAUUGCGUUCACCAAAAAAGACCAGAAGCUCGGAACCCGGCAAACUCCACCGAACAGCUCAAAGCCAUCAACACCGAGAAAUUGUAGCUCAGCUAUUUACACCCAUACACCCCCGCUGUCUCACAAUGUCUUCUUCUUUUCCCCUCGAAAUAGCAUCCACAAUUCAAAGCGCAUCAAUAAAGCGCGAUCCAUCUCCCGACCGUGACAUAAACCCUUCUACCGCGGCCUCCAGCAAGGAGCCCGUUUCCGUCCAUCCAGAAUACGCAUACAUUGACAAAGAUAGUAUCGAUGGCGAGGAAGAAGUAGAGGAGGAUAUUCCAUACGAUGUUAUAAGACCAUUACCACGCAGAGCCAGCUUCCCGCCUAUACCUGAUUUACGGUUUGAGCAGAGUUACUUGGCUAGUAUUGCGCAUGCAGAUUCGUAUUGGAAGGUUGCUUUCAUAACGAUUAGAGACCAGGUAAUAUUCUCUUUCCCAGCAGUUAUUCUAUUCUUUACGUUUAACAUAUGGAACACCGAACUAAUUCUCAUGCGUAGGUAUGCAUGCCACUCAUUCAAGGCGUUGCUGUGACCCUCCUCUGGGCCGGAUGGAAGCAUUGGAACAAGAACGCCAAACUCAGCGGCAACAGUGCAGGCGCCCGAGUCCGUCGAUGGUGGUACACGGUCAACAACUGGCCGAUUAAAGAGAAGAUAGCAGAGAUCGGAAAGAAUGCGAAGUUGGCGGCGGAGAUGGGGGAUGUGAGUCCCCUUGCCAUGCUUUAUUAAUACUACUUCCCGUUACUGAUGGAAUUGGGCAGUAUUUUGAAAACCAAGCUUCAGCUGGAGAUUGAGUGCAUGAAUCAUGAGGUGUUUCGAGAAAAGGAAUGGUGCGUUUGCAUGGAUGGCGUUAGGGACGGUAUAUAGAACAAAAUACCAAUGUACACUUUGAGUUCUUUGGGUAGGUGGAACCAAACGUUGUGAGGACUCAUUUGAUAACUCAGGACAGGAGGAAGCUCAAUGGAUUUAUCUAAGCACGGCACGCAUUCUACAGAUUCCAAAUGACCUGAUCACGAUAAGAUGGAGGAGGCAUAUGUAAUCAUGUAACUUUUUAUUGCAACAGCCAUGAAACUUUGUCUG